AUGACUUUAAUAGGUCACCAGGUGACUGUAGAAUUAAAAAACGAUUUAGCCAUUACUGGUAUCUUAAGCUCGGUUGAUCAAUUUCUCAAUAUCAAAUUGGACAAUAUACGAGUAAUUGACGAUGCAAAAUAUCCUCAUAUGAUGGCAGUAAAGAAUUGCUUUAUACGUGGAUCUGUUGUAAGAUUAGAGAAAGAACUAGCAAAGGCAGAAAAAGAAUUAGAAAGAAACAUAGAAAAAUUCUAG
Molecule: messenger RNA, 243 nt
Organism: Entrophospora candida
Lineage: Eukaryota; Fungi; Glomeromycota; Glomeromycetes; Entrophosporales; Entrophosporaceae
Source: the annotation of a GenBank genome assembly